UCACAUAUGGCCUCAAAGAGACGUCCAAUUGAGAUUCAAAGUCAUCGCCAUAACUAAUGGAUUUUCGCUUUUAGUCUUGAUAUCAGCGACAAUAACGUCUUUUGUACAAGCGGCUUCCUUGUAAAAUAAUGUAAAGAUAUGUUAAUUUUCGAAACGACGUCUACGUCAUCCGUUGUCACCAGAUUUCACGCUGUUUGCGUAACAACUUAUAUCAUAUAAUCGAUAAAUCGGCAUUAGUGGCGUAAACAACGGGCAACGUAGCGGAUUAUGUCAACGAUGUCAAUUAAUGGAGAUAAAAGAAUCGAAACGAAAUUAAACAUAUCUCAAUUAUCCGUAUGCAAAUUAUUUUCGAUGCAAAUGAAAAGUGCCAUUAAAUCUACUAAGAGGCAGCCUUCUCCUCGUUUUAAAAGAAUAUCUCAAGGAGAAGAGUCAUUUUCGCCGUCCAUAGAAGAAGAAAAAGGAGCACAUUUCAUAAAAAGCAACGAAAGAUACAGAUUUGGCCUCAUUCUCAAAAUACUAGGGGUUUGGGGUGUUAUUGUUCUUUGUAUCACUACUUGGACCAAGGAUACGUCUUCGGCUAUAGAAGAUUCUUCCACUAUCGAAGCCGUGUACGGCGAUUCACCUAAAGUAUCCAUAUUAAUUGGAAUACUUCUUAUGAUACUAGGAAUUUUCUCGUUUUUCAUCGAUUUUGGAAAUAGCAUCGAUUAUCGAUUGAUCGGAGGAGUUUUAUUGACAACUUUAAUCCUUUCGCUGGUGGCUCUCAGCUUGGCUUUAAGUGACGAAAAUGAGUUAACAAAAGCGCUCCAAGAAGAUAUGUGGCAUAAAAACAAAACUGGUUCAGACUUCGAGGAAGUCGACUGUCCAAAUAUAACUGCAGACAACACGGAAUAUUCCAAAGAAAUUUUGGAUCUUUAUGAAGAACUGGGAUGUGGAAAUGCCACUGAAAUACCAGCUAUCGACAACGAUAAUGCCGUGGCAAUGGAAAAAACAAAUAAGUCUACUUUAAAUGAUUUAUUGAAAAAAAUGCAAGCACGAGUAAAGAGAAAGGCUUCUAAACCCCGCACAUUUUCUGGUAUAAGAUCAUCGUCGUUUUUUAGAUCUUCGUAUCGAAAAUAUCAAUUUAAUUCGGGCUACAAAUAUUCGAGGCUGGGAGAUUCUAAAGGUCAAAUGUAUGCGUACAAAUAUAACGGUCGUUAUUAUUACAGAAAUGGAGCUCACGGAAAUAUAAUAUUUUCAACAAGAAUACUUAAAGCAGGUUCCUAUCGAUACCUAACGAGAGACUCAGCAGAAACCUUAAAAUCUAAAUUGAAGAUAAUUGCUUUUAUCUCUGUAAUUGCAAUUAUACUCGAGAGUGCCGGACUGGUUUCUUACUUUAAAAGUGAUUAUAUCAAACUUAAUCGAGUGGAAAUACUGUAAUUAAUUUCGUUUGCAGAAAUUGUUGCUUAUUAUUGUUUUUUAAAAUUAUAUAUAUUAAUUAUCUAAUUUAUUUUUAUUUCUUUUAUUUGAUCAAAAUUAUAAAAAAUAAUUAAUUUAUUAUAUUUCUGAAUAUAAACCUCUCGAAUCUACGUAAUUAGCACCUUUUAAAUAUCAAGACAGAAGGUUAAAAUUUUCGGGACAUAUCAAAUUUAGAUGACAAUGCAUUUUAUUAUUGUCAUACGGUGGCUCCAUGUCCACCAUAUUCCCCACUCUGAAACACAAUAAA
Centruroides sculpturatus (bark scorpion) is the source of this 1702-nucleotide messenger RNA. RefSeq lists its product as uncharacterized. The record is from RefSeq and is a predicted model, not a curated record. Bases 268 to 1416 code for a protein of 382 amino acids. NCBI's taxonomy places the organism in Eukaryota, Metazoa, Arthropoda, Arachnida, Scorpiones, Buthidae. The transcript is spliced from 19 exons.